Rhodofomes roseus is the source of this 1547-nucleotide messenger RNA. RefSeq lists its product as uncharacterized. The record is from RefSeq and is a predicted model, not a curated record. Bases 183 to 1514 code for a protein of 443 amino acids. NCBI's taxonomy places the organism in Eukaryota, Fungi, Basidiomycota, Agaricomycetes, Polyporales, Fomitopsidaceae. The transcript is spliced from 6 exons.
GGAGAUUAACUUGCUGCUGGUUCGGAUGUCCGAGAAGUCCCACUUCAAGCUACAUUUCUCAAUGUGGGUCUCACCGAUGGAUGUCCUUUGUGCGCUCCCUAUGAACAUGAUUUCGCGCGAAGUACUGACACUGCGGGGCACGGACUUUCCUGUUUCUGGCCUCAGUGCUAGCCUUCCCAGCCAUGGUGACCCGCACAGACCAAGCACGCAUCGUCGAGAUGUCAGGGCUAGUGUCGAAGUAUACAUCCGACUUUCCCAAAUGCCCAGCGUAUUAUCGCCAGAUACCAUCCCGAAUCCUGGGAUCCAUUGUGCUCGUCACAGGUACAACCAGCUCCCUCGGAUGUCACCUCCUCGAAACCCUUGCGCACUCGCCUCUGAUCGCGCGUGUCUACGCGCUCAACAGACCAGACAGGAAGGGGCGCCCAUUGCGGGACAGGCAGGUGGAUGCACUUCGAGAGCGCGGCAUCCCAGAGGGCGUCGUCGACUUGGAGAAGGUCGUCCUUGUUGAAGGUGAACUGACGACUCCAAAGUGGGGGCUCACCGAGGACCUGUACAACGAGAUCCACAACUCGGUGACACAUGUCCUACAUAACGCUUGGCGCGUUGACUUCGUCUCACCGCUCGCCGCCUUCGAGCUCAACAUCUCCGGACUGCGCAUGCUAAUGGACUUCUGCUUGACAUUGACUCUCUCUACGACACCGCGACUGGUCUUCACAAGCAGUCUGAUAGAUGCUUUUAAGGCUCCGCACGGCCAGCAAAUCCUUGAAGACCCUAUACCCCCGGCGUGGGCUGUCGGGAUGGGCUAUUCAGAAGCCAAAUGGGUGUGCGAGGAGAUCCUGUUCGCUGCGUGUAAAGCCACGCCUCUGGAUGGCCUCGUCGUACGCGUCGGUCAGAUCACAGGAGGCAAGGGAGGCGCAUGGGCGACGACGGACUGGUUCUCAUGUAUGGUGCAAAGCGCGAGUAAAGACGGCAUCGGGUCUUUGCCUGAUGACAACAGGCUCAUGGACUGGUUCCCAUUCGAGCUCGCCUCCUCCGCGCUCCUCGACUUCCUCCACACCCCUCCGGCGUACCUCUCAGAAGUGGCACCCUCGCGCGGCGUCGUUCACCUCGUCCACCCGCGCCCGGUUCCAUGGCAUGACAUCGCCGCGGAGGUCGCGCGUCAGGUCGGCGGACGUCUGGUGCCCUUCCAGGAAUGGUUGCACGCGAUAGAGGCUGCAGCAGUCCUGGAAAAGUCGCGACCACCGGUCACGAAGGGGGCACCAAGGCCUCGCAUGCGCGCGAUAUCCUUGAUCCCGUUCUAUAGCGCCCUCAACAUGAACAUGCGAGACGGGGCUCGCGCGAUGGGCUUGCCGGCAUGGGACGGCCCACGGGGUGUCGCCGCUUCCCCGACGCUUGCCGAUCCAGAUAUCGCGCAGCUAGGAGCGGACGAUGUGGGACGAUGGAUAGGCUACUGGAGGAGUGUUGGGUUCAUCCCGGACGAUGUGCGUGAGGGACCGUCACGAGCGCGACUGUGAAUCUCAGGAGUUGCCUUGGAAGCUUGAGUUGUC